ACACUGGUUUGACACAGUUGCAAACAGAACCUCACUAAUUGAACCGCUGUUGAACAAUUAGUAAACAAAAUGAACAAUAUCGAAUUGCCAGCGGAAAAAGAGCCGGAAAUUACAUCCGCCGACGAAAUAAGCCUGCUGGUGGUCAUUUUAGACACGAACCCCACGCAAAAAAUGCUGCGAGAUAAGCAGAAUCAACUCACCAACAUUGUGGACUCUGUGGUGGCCUUUUCCAACUCGCAUUUGAUGCAGAAGGCCCAAAACAAGCUGGCUGUUAUGGCCUGCCAUUCGAAAACCAGCCAGUUUAUAUACCCGGGAGCGAAAAAGCCCUUGGAUGUCAGACAAGUAGACGGCCAAUACGAGGCCUUCCUCUUGGUGGAAAAAACGGUGAAGCAGAACCUGGCUGAGCUGCUAGCAUCGGAAAGCUCCACUGCCGUGACUGAGUCGCUUUUGGCUGGAGCCAUAGCGAUGGCUUUGUGCUACAUCGCGCGACUCCAAAGAACCAAACCUCCAGGUUCAAAGCUAAACAGCCGAAUACUGGUGGUGUCCGGAAGUGGAGAUUCAGCCUCCCAAUACAUGAACUACAUGAAUGUGUUCUUCACGGCGCAGAAACUAAAUGUGGUGCUAGACGUGUGUGCUUUGGAUCAGCACCUGAGCCUGCUGCAACAGGGCUGCGACAUCACAGGCGGGAUGUACCUGAAAGUUCCCCAAAUCACAGCUCUAUUGCAGUUUUUGCUGUGGGUAUUUUUGCCAGAACCGCCCAUUAGGGAGAAGCUAGUCCUUCCGCCGCCUGUUAAGGUGGAUUACCGAGCUGCGUGCUUUUGCCAUCGCGAACUGAUCGAUAUUGGGUUUGUGUGCUCUGUUUGCCUCUCAAUUUUCUGCAAGUUUAGUCCAAUCUGCACCACUUGCCACAUGGUGUUCAAGAUUCCUGGUCCACUUGCAGUGAAGCCAAAGAAGAGGAAAUUGAAGCUGUAAAUCGUGAUAUGGUCGAACAGACCCAGUACUGAGCAUGUGAUUGCAACAACUUCUGGUCUCUUGCAGUAAGAGGCGAUAAUUUGUAAAUAGCUACAUUUAAGGGAACUAUUUGCUUGUCCAUAGACGGGAAAGGAAAACGAGCCCACUUUAGAUGCGUGAAUUUAAUAAUAAAAUCAUUUUUUUACAGUCUUACGGAUAGUCACUGUAAUGGAAAAAUAGAUGGAAGAUUAUCAGCACAAA
Molecule: messenger RNA, 1212 nt
Organism: Dendroctonus ponderosae (mountain pine beetle)
Lineage: Eukaryota; Metazoa; Arthropoda; Insecta; Coleoptera; Curculionidae
Gene: Tfb4
Product: general transcription factor IIH subunit 3
Exons: 6
Coding region: 70-972 (300 amino acids)
Biological process (GO): regulation of DNA-templated transcription; nucleotide-excision repair
Cellular component (GO): transcription factor TFIIH holo complex; transcription factor TFIIH core complex
Source: RefSeq, a predicted model, not a curated record